CUCUGUGAAUGGGUAGCCAAGGAUCUCUGCUGCACUCUGGACUUCUAUAGACUCUAGAAGGAGCAAGGCUGGCUUUUGAGGAAGCAGCAAAUGUUGUCCAGGCAGAAAAAGCAUGUGUGACACUCCAGUUUUGCGUCCUUGACACCUCCCAGAAUAAUGAUUCAUUUCCCAAAAUCAUCAGCCUGCUUUGGAAAAGUGUCUUUGAAGGAAUUUUGCAUGUACCCUUGCAAUCACAAAACUACAACAACAGAAUGAAGGGAGGAGGAACGAAUGUUACCUGCUAACCCUACAGAGAGGGAGGAGCUCCAUUCUUCAAGCAUCAGCAUAGUUAAAAGGAAGGUGUGUACUUAGAGUGCUUCCUCAGUGUGGAAGUUCAAGCACACAACGCUGAAGACCUGUCCUGAGGGUGCUCUAGAAAGUCUCCAGAGGGUCAUUUCAUGGGGGAAAAUCUUGCCAAUAACCAUUAUGCACAGCUUAACCAGGGAGAAGAAAAUGAGAUGGAGAUUUUUGGCUACAAAACCCAAGGCUGCCGGAAGGCCUUGUGCAUUGCUGGAUACAUCUUGUCCUGUGGGGGUCUGCUGCUGCUGUUUCACUGGAAGCCAGAGUGGGAUGUGUGGGCAAACUGCACCCGCUGCAGCCUGGAAGAAGCGGAUGUUGUUCUGCUCAGAACAACGGAUGAUUUUCGGAUUUAUUCUCGGAAGACUGUGACAUGGAUCUCUGUGUCUGCACUUAUCAAAAGUAGAUUGGAUUAUCCAGCCACUGCUGAGGAGGACUCAAUCUUCAGCAAAGCCAUAAUGAAGCCAAGUUUGCAAGUAAGAAGUAUCCAAGUACAAAAAAUCCGCUAUGUCUGGAAUAUCUGUGCAAAACAGUUCCAGAAAAUUGGAGUCCUAGAAGACCACCACACUUGCUCAGCAAUAUAUGCCAAAUUUGGUUCCGGUCUCACCUGCAAUGAACAGAACGUCAGGAGAGUUAUAUGUGGGCCAAACACUAUUGAAGUUCCAGUGAUCCCUAUUUGGAAACUCCUCAUCAAAGAGGUCUUAAAUCCGUUUUACGUGUUCCAGCUGUUCAGUGUGUGUCUUUGGUUUGCUGAAGAUUACAUGGAGUAUGCCAUUGCUAUCAUAAUCAUGUCUCUCCUAUCGAUUUCUUUGACUGUAUAUGAUCUUAGACAGCAAUCGCUUAAACUGCACAGACUGGUUGAGUCUCAUAACAACAUCAUGGUCACUGUCUGCAGAAAUAAGGAAGGUUUCCAAGAGCUGGAAUCACACCAUCUGGUUCCUGGAGACACACUGCUUUUGAAAGAGGGCAAAACCCUUUUGCCUUGUGAUGCCAUCCUCAUCAGUGGGCAGUGUGUUGUGAAUGAAAGCAUGCUGACAGGGGAAAGUAUUCCAGUAACAAAGACCUGCUUACCUCAAGCUGAUAACUUCAAGCCCUGGAGAAUGCAUUGUGCAGAGGAUUACAAAAAACAUGUCCUCUUCUGUGGAACAGAGGUCAUACAGACCAAGGCAGAUGGCAGAGGAGUAGUGAAAGCUGUGGUGCUGCGGACUGGUUUCAAUACAGCCAAAGGGGAUCUAGUGAGGUCCAUUCUCUACCCCAAACCCAUGAACUUCAAGCUGUACAGAGAUGCCCUCCGAUUCCUGAUGUGCCUCAUAGCAUUUGCAGCCAUUGGAAUGAUCUAUGCAGUGUGUGUGUUUGCACUCAAUGGGGAGGAGACAGGAGAAGUGGUGAAGAAGGCUUUGGAUGUUGUCACCAUUGCUGUCCCACCAGCUCUGCCAGCUGCCUUGACAACAGGAAUCAUUUAUACCCAACGAAGGCUAAAGAAAAAGGGCAUCUUCUGCAUCAGCCCCCAGAGGAUCAACAUGUGUGGACAGCUGAACCUCAUCUGCUUUGACAAAACUGGCACCUUAACAGAAGAUGGCAUGGAUCUUUGGGGCUUGCUGCCCUCUGAAAGAAACUGCUUCCAGGAGAUUCACAGCUUCUCUGCAGACCACAGCCUGCCUUGGGGCCCACUGUUCAAAGCCAUGGCAGUUUGUCACUCACUAAUCAUUUGGGAGGGCAAGAUCCAAGGAGAUCCACUGGAUGUGAAAAUGUUUGAGGCCACUAACUGGGUGAUAGAUGACUCCAGUGGACACCAGGUUGGAGGUCAAGGAUCUGUUCAUGCCACAGUUGUUAGACCUGGGCCUAAAGCCAGCAGUGCCCCAGUGGAAGGAAUUAUUGUUUUACAUCAGUUUCCAUUCUCUUCAGCCUUGCAAAGAAUGUCUGUCAUUGCUCAGGAAAUUGGUGGGGAACAGCAGGUCUUCACAAAAGGAUCUCCAGAAAUGGUAGCCAUGUUAUGUAGAGGAGAAACAGUCCCAUCAAACUUUGAAAGGAAGCUUCUGCUCUACACAACACAGGGCUUUAGGGUCAUCGGCCUGGCAUGGAAAUCUCUGCAGAUAGGGAAGCAACUUACUGAUCUAACAAGGGAGGAGGUAGAAUCUGAUCUGACAUUCCUGGGUCUGCUGAUAAUGGAGAAUCGAUUAAAAAGGGAAACAAAGCCUGUCCUGGAAGAGCUCAGUGCUGCCCGCAUCAGGAGUGUUAUGGUCACAGGUGACAACAUUCAGACAGCUAUAACUGUUGCAAAAAAUGCUGGGAUGAUUCCUCCAACAAACAGAGUGAUUCUUGUGGAAGCAAGCAAAGUACCUGGGACUUUUUCAGCAUCUAUAGCCUGGAAGCCACUAGAAGAAAACAAAACUGAAGAUUAUGGAAGACUGGAGGAUGAUGGUCAGACUGAACUGGCAUUGGCAGCAGGCCAGUACCAUUUUGCCAUGAGUGGAAAAUCUUACCAAAUUGUAGCACAACAUUUCAGGCAUUUACUUCCAAAGCUCCUGCUGAAUGGAACAGUUUUUGCUCGAAUGUCUCCUAGUCAGAAAUCCAGCCUUGUAGAAGAGUUUCAAAAGCUGGACUAUUUUGUAGGCAUGUGUGGAGAUGGAGCCAAUGACUGUGGGGCUUUGAAAGUGGCACAUGCAGGGAUAUCACUGUCGGAGCAGGAGGCGUCUGUGGCUUCACCUUUCACCUCCCGAACCCCCAGCAUAGCCUGUGUGCCAGAGCUCAUCAGGGAAGGCCGUGCUGCUCUUGUCACUUCCUUCUGCAUGUUCAAGUACAUGGCACUCUACAGCACCAUUCAGUACCUUGGUGUUCUCCUUCUGUACUGGCAACUAAAAUCCUUUGGGAAUUACCAAUUCUUGUUUCAAGAUCUGGCUAUUACCACUGUAAUUGGUGUGACAAUGAGCUUCACAGGUGCCUAUCCAAAGCUGGUUCCCUACAGGCCUCCCAGCCAGCUCAUCUCACCCCCAUUGCUGCUCUCUGUUGUACUUAACAUCCUCUUCAGCCUCAGCGUACAGAUUUUGGGGUUUUUGGUGGUCCAGGAGCAGCCUUGGUAUACCAAGACCGAUAUAUACAGCGCCUGCCUCUCAGUGAACAGCCACAUGGAGAAUUCUUCCUCUACUUCCAGCUUGGGGCUCCAUGGGAUGAAAGAUGGAGCCCAGGAGCAAACAGACAAUGGCUACAAGAGCUAUGAAAACACCACAGUGUGGCUGUUAAGUACCAUCAACUGCCUCAUUGUGGCACUAGUGUUUUCCAAGGGAAAGCCUUUCAGGCAACCCAUCUACACAAACUAUGUGUUCGUACUGGUGCUCAUAGUGCAGCUGGGCGUUUGCCUCUUCUUGAUGUUUGCUAAUAUUGAUGGUCUCUACUCCAAGAUGGAUCUCGUUUGCACUCCUACCACGUGGCGGAUCUCCAUGGUCAUAAUGCUCGCAGUCACACUUGCUGUGUCCUUCCUUGUUGAGGAAGCUGUCAUCGAGAACAGAUCCUUAUGGCUACUUCUGAAAAAGACCUUCCAGUACCACUCCAAGAGCCAUUACAAGAGACUGCAGCGAGCAUUGGAGCUGGACUCAGCCUGGCCACCUCUGAAUGAAACAACCUUCUCAGAUUCCGUGGCAAUCUCAGUAGAGGGAAAUAUGGGAGGCCAUAACAAUCCAACAUUUGACAGCAAUGAGGACGCUCUCUGACGGAAACUACAGAGGACACAUGUCCAGGACAGUUGCAGUUGACUAUAGGAGGACUAUCUCAGAGACAUAAUAGGAAGGACUGACCCAUAACUGGUCCCUAUUCCAAGACUAACCAACUCUGGCUUAUUUUUAAAUUAACUGGAAGCAGAAAAGCUGUCUGCAGCCAACAAAAAGCCACAACAGUGUCCCUGCUGUCUGCUUGCCCAUGUCCGAGUCGCUGCCAGCUGUAAGUGGAACAGCUUGCUGAAUACUGGCAAACUGUGGUUGAAAUACGCCAUUGCUGCAUCCCUCUCUUGAGCUGCAUUAUGCAGUCCGUAAAAGUGGGGGCUCCUCCAAAUGAAAAGUAGCUAAUCCAGAUACCAGCACUCUUCUGGAGAAGUCUCCUUUGAGAAAUCAAGUAGAACUUACUCCUGACAGAGGCUAAUGAACAUGGGCAGGUCCUGGGAUUCCUAUAGCUCCUGGGGUUUCAGAUUUUGCUACCUGGUGUCUGGCACUUCUUGGGGUUUUUUUUCCCUUCUGGCAAUACUUGACUUUCCAGAUCUGGAAGGAGCUGCAAAUAGGCUUUACUCCCAGCAUCAUUAUGCUCUUGCCAUGAUGAGAACAAUGCAGAGCUAUUGCCAGCUCACUGCUACCAGGUAACAUAUUGGCUGCCUUCUCAGUUUAAAAUGUGAUACUUGCAUUUUCUGGAUGAAAAAUCAAUUGAUCCACAGAGCAGGAUUGAUUUCAUUGUUUAACAGUUCUUUUCGGAGGGAGGUAUUUGUUUGGGGUAUCUGUUUGAAAAAAGUAGAAUGAAACACGUGAUGAUGACAAGUUAUGAUCUCAUCCCAUGGGGCUGUGAGGCUGUGC
This is a messenger RNA of Colius striatus (speckled mousebird), 4889 nucleotides long. Its product is annotated as probable cation-transporting ATPase 13A4. The record is from RefSeq and is a predicted model, not a curated record. The coding region runs from base 438 to 4043 and encodes 1201 amino acids. Gene Ontology annotation, cellular component: late endosome membrane. Gene Ontology annotation, biological process: polyamine transmembrane transport; intracellular calcium ion homeostasis. Gene Ontology annotation, molecular function: ATP binding; polyamine transmembrane transporter activity; ATPase-coupled monoatomic cation transmembrane transporter activity. Lineage: Eukaryota; Metazoa; Chordata; Aves; Coliiformes; Coliidae. The transcript is spliced from 31 exons.